AGCACCGGUAUGCAGACAGGGGGCGGGGAAUUUUCAUUUAUUGAUAGGUCGGUUCAGCGGUCCAGGCCGUUGCGAUCGAGAGGACCACCAACCCCCCAACCCAAUCCAGUUACCUUCCUGGGCUCCGGUUAUGUUGUCACAGCCCCGUGACGCAGAUUCGACUAGCCCGAUGCGUCGUCGUAGGCGGGUCCUUUAUAUGUUCAUCCGAUCCUGCUUGGUGCCCUUUUGAACUCCCAUUCCGCUCCCCAUUCCCCUCUUCGUCCCUUUUCUUUCUUCAUGUCUUCAAAACGCGGUCGCAAGCGAAACGACAACUUGCCCCCCAAUCGUGCCAGGGAUGUCCAGCGGGCCUUUCGCGCACGACGCGCUGCUCAUUUACAGGCUUUGGAGCAGAGAGUGACUGAACUUGAGGAGGAGAACAAUUGCUUGCGCCAGGCUCUCAACCUCCCGCUAGCAAAUCGUCCCGCUCUUGGGAAGGGUCCCACUGGCAAGGAUAAGCCCAAGACGUACGAAAUAAAUGCAACAGGCACUUCUAUACCGCUGCGGUCCAGUCGGGAUUCCUCCAGUUCUCCUGGUUCGACACGCGCUAGUUCUCUUUCGCCUGGUAACCUUGCCACUACCGUCCCUCCGCGUUCCGUGACGGAGGUCGAGGGCGGUUCAUGGGACCAGACACUCAUGAUUAACGACCAGCAGUCUGACGUCCCCAGCUCGUCUGCCUCAUCCUCCUACCCUCUUCCCCCCAUGAAUCCCCCUCCAAUAAAACAGUAUACGUCGUAUACGAGCCCCAUUCCGACGUCACGAAAUUCUCUCCCCAGUAGCGUGUAUAUCUCCUCGCAAAACAGCUAUUCGCAUUCAGCCGACCGACCUGUGUCCUCGGGGUAUACGAACAGCGGGGGGUUUGUUGUGCGUGAUGUGCGAGAUGAACCUCGCUCUCAUUAUUCUUAUUCGCCGCAAUCUUCCUUUCAUGACAAUUCCAUGCCGUCCCAGAGCCCUCCGAACACCGCCCCACCUCUGCAUUCAUCCUCUUAUCAUUCACCACGCGAGACGUCGCUUUCUUACCCGCCCCAUCGACGCUCAUUGACAGAGCCUCAGCAGGCGUUUUCGAUAAACCAGGCAUAUCCGCACUUGCCAAAUCCUGUGCAGCAUGGGAUUCGUCUUCCUUCCCCACCAAAGCUGCAGGACAGCAGUCAUACCCAUCUGUCUCGGAACGCGUACGGACCUGACGGUCGUAUCAACCCGAUUCCGUGAUGACCCUUAAUGUCUGUAUGCGUCGCCCCUCCCCCCCAUAUUUAUUGACUCGCGGACUCGUUACCAUACCAGGCAAAGAAUGAUAUUUUGUAUC
Molecule: messenger RNA, 1339 nt
Organism: Guyanagaster necrorhizus
Lineage: Eukaryota; Fungi; Basidiomycota; Agaricomycetes; Agaricales; Physalacriaceae
Exons: 2
Coding region: 277-1245 (322 amino acids)
Biological process (GO): regulation of DNA-templated transcription
Molecular function (GO): DNA-binding transcription factor activity
Source: RefSeq, a predicted model, not a curated record